Messenger RNA from Thermothelomyces thermophilus ATCC 42464, 1284 nucleotides. Its product is annotated as histone acetyltransferase SAS2-like protein. The annotation marks the transcript as partial. NCBI's taxonomy places the organism in Eukaryota, Fungi, Ascomycota, Sordariomycetes, Sordariales, Chaetomiaceae. The record is from RefSeq and is a predicted model, not a curated record. The transcript has 3 exons. Gene Ontology annotation, biological process: regulation of DNA-templated transcription. Gene Ontology annotation, molecular function: histone acetyltransferase activity.
CGCCCCGACCGCAACAUCGACAAGGUUGUGCUGGGCGACAUCUGCUUCCGCGCAUGGUACCCGUCAUACUACGGAAAGGACGUACUCGGCGACAGCUCGGGCAACAGCACCAAGGGCGGCAAGGAGACGAAGAGCCACGGCGGCGGCGGCGGCGGCGGCGGCGCGAAAACACACGGACGUCGAGACCGCGAUCACCAUCCGCCCAUGCUAGACAGGCUGUACGUCUGUCCGCGCUGCUUCAAGUAUUCCAAGGAAUUGGUCACAUGGUGGAAGCACGUCCGCUGGUGCGAGAGGCGCGGGUACUUGCCGGGCCGCCUGAUCUACACCCACCCCAAGGGGAAGCGGACGGUGCUGGUGGCGGCGGGUCCGGCGCCAAAGCAGGGACGGGGCAGCAAGCGCGGCAGUGUUGGGCAGAGGUUGGUCGAGCAGGUCGUGCAGGACGAGGGCGAAUGGAGCAUCCGGGAGGUCGACGGCGAGCAAGACGUGCUCUUCUGCCAGAACCUCUCCCUCUUCGCCAAGCUCUUCCUCGACAACAAGUCGGUCUUCUUCGACGUCACCGGCUUCAACUACUUUCUCCUCGUCUACACCCCGCCACCCUCGGCCCCUUCCCCCGCAGCCACAUCCCCGACCACCGCCAAUCCCGAGAUGCGGUCAGUAAGGCCUGCCCCCGUACGGAACAGGAGCCAGAUUGUCGGCUUUUUCUCCAAGGAGAAAAUGUCCUGGGACAACAACAACCUCGCCUGCAUCCUCGUCUUCCCGCCCUGGCAGCGCAAGGGCCUGGGCUCGCUGCUCAUGGGCGUCUCGUACGAGAUCUCCCGCCGCGAAGGCGUGCUCGGCGGGCCCGAGAAGCCCAUCUCGGAUCUCGGAAAGAAAGGAUACAAGCGAUUCUGGGCCGGAGAAAUAUGUCGGUGGAUUCUGGGGCUCUCUGGUGCUGAAGAGAAGGGAAACAAAGAGAUUGUGGUGGACAUCGAAGCCUGUAGCCGGGCGACAUGGAUUGCGCCUGAAGAUUGCUUGUCGGUGCUGCGGGAGAUGGGGCUGGCCGAAGAUGCCGGAGCCGGGCCCCCUCUUGGCUCGAAGGUGCAGGCGCCGAAGAGGGCCGACGAGAGCGCCAACCCAAACGGCUCCGGCGCCUUCACGACGGAAACGGCGUCCUCGUCGCCGGAUCAAGUGGUGCAGAGGGUCCGCAUCUCGCAGGCUGCCGUCAGGGAGUGGGUUGCUACGAACAAGAUUAGCCUCGAGAGGACCUGUGAUCCAGACGGGUUCGUGGAGGGAUACGCCCUGAAG